Necator americanus (New World hookworm) is the source of this 918-nucleotide messenger RNA. RefSeq lists its product as uncharacterized. Gene Ontology annotation, cellular component: cytoplasm; nucleus; cytosol. The transcript has 9 exons. Gene Ontology annotation, molecular function: ATP binding; protein serine/threonine kinase activity. Lineage: Eukaryota; Metazoa; Nematoda; Chromadorea; Rhabditida; Ancylostomatidae. The coding region runs from base 1 to 918 and encodes 305 amino acids. The record is from RefSeq and is a predicted model, not a curated record. Gene Ontology annotation, biological process: protein phosphorylation; negative regulation of glycogen biosynthetic process; intracellular signal transduction.
AUGUCGACCGGCGAGACGAUAUCCAGUGUGCAUUCAGAAACAAUGGACGCCGAUCCCGAUUACAAGUCUCUCUUGGGCAAACUGGAAAGAGAAUAUAGAAUCAAGAUUAAUGAAUUUCUUGGAAAGGGUUCGUAUUCACAAGUGAUGAAAGGACUCUCUGAUAACAAAUUCAGUAUUGCUGUUAAAAUUAUCGACACAAGAGUACCUUCUGAAUAUGUAAGGCGGUUUCUACCGCGGGAAAUGGCUCUAGUACGAAAUUUGCACCACGAAUGUGUACUACGAGUCUAUCAGGUUGUGGACAUCAGUCAUUAUGUAAUAUUCAUCACAGAAUACUGCGAUGGUGGUGACCUUCUACAGAAAAUAAAGAAAACAAAAAGAGUUCCAGAAAAUGAAGCCAAAAUACUUUUUCGACAACUUGUCGAGGCUCUUAUUUACUUACAACGUAGUAACAUCGUUCAUCGAGACUUGAAGUGCGAAAAUGUUCUUCUGGAUCGACAUGAGAACGUCAAGUUAGGAGAUUUUGGUUUCGCUCGAUACUUGAAACAAAACGAGAAGGCGAACACUUUCUGUGGUAGCAGGGCCUAUGUUGCUCCAGAAAUUCUCCGAGCUAUCGCCUACAGUGGACAAACGGUUGAUAUAUGGAGCGCCGGGGUUGUACUAUAUGUUAUGGUUACGGGAGUUAUGCCGUAUGAUGACAGAAAUCCACAAAAAAUGGUAGAACGACAACUUGGACAUAAAUUACGGUUUCCGAAGAUUGAAAUAUCCGUACAAGUUAAGACUUUGAUAUAUGAGAUCCUUCAUCCAUUUCCUCCUUCACGACCUACCUAUAAGGCUAUUUGCGCAAGUGAUUGGUUGAAGAACACCCCAUAUAUGCUCAAAGGGGGAAAGGACGCCACCACUCAGAGUCAAGAUCAGUAG